AGGACUAGACAGAAACGACCCUGUGUAUUUUGUUGAACAACCCUGUGACUCGGAGAAUUUUUCACUGAAAAACGUUGUGUGUUGUUUUCUGACAAACUGCUGCAAAACCGCUCGAGGAAUGUGCAAAGUUGUUGGUAAAUAACCUUUACUUUUUAGUCAGACCCAUUUAAUUGCGAAUUAUGUCGUCCAUUAUAACGCGGAAGGAUGGCGACGGCAACGACCAGAAAUUGCCCAGAAAGCGCGCUGCCGCCUCCGAUUCCGGAGGCGGCGGUGGCGGUGGCGUUGUCGAAGCGCCAAAGAAAUCCCGCUUCGACGUCAAGGACUCAAAUGGGAGCGAAAAGCAUGAAGACGCGUCAUCGACGGCCUCGCUGAGCUCCCAACAGAUUAAGCUGAUGAUGGCCCAUGCCCAGCGCGAGAUCGAGGAGCGCAAGAGGGCACUAAGCAAUCUACGCGACAAGGAUCCCCUACUGGCGUCCGUGCCACAAAUCGGCAUGCCCGUAGCCCUGGCCGCUCAGGCGCUCGCCAAGAAACCAACACCCGAGGAUGCGGAGAAGGCCAGGAAGAUAGCCGAGCUGCAGGCGCAGAUAAGGGCGAAACUAACCGGCAACUUGGCCAGUCUGAUCCAACCCACGGCAGUAGCAGCGGCUGCUGCAGCGGCCGCCCAGGCACAGGAACGUCCGAAACCCCUGAUCUUGGAUGAGGAGGGACGUACCGUGGAUAAAAGCGGCCGGACUAUCAACAUACCUACGGUGACGCCCACGCUAAAGGCUAAUAUCCGGGCCAAGAAGCGGGAGGUGUUCCAGCGUCAAACGGGAGGUGUUGGUGAGCGCAGCGACCCGGCCAGCUCGGCACAGGACGAGGCGAUCAAGUACUUUGAUGACCGGAUUGCACAGAAACCUACAGUGCGAAAUAAACGUACGCUGCGCUUCCACGAGCCCGGCAAGUUCCAGCAACUGGCCGAACGGAUGCGCAUGAAGAGUCAGUUGGAGCGGCUGCAAAAUGAGAUAUCACAGAUUGCUAGGAAGACGGGCAUUUCGUCGGCUACCAAGCUAGCACUGAUCGCACCAAAGCAGGACAUGCCGGACGAUGUGCCGGCCAUGGAGUGGUGGGACUCGGUCAUACUUACCCAGGACAUGGAGACUGUGGACGAGGCGAGCGGUAAGAUAAGCAUACGCCAGGCGGCCAUCACCAAUCUCAUUGAGCAUCCUACACAAAUGAAACCGCCAAAUGAGCCGCUGAAGCCGGUUUACUUGCCGGUGUUUCUUACCAAAAAGGAGCGCAAGAAGCUGCGCCGUCAGAAUCGUCGUGAGGCCUGGAAGGAGGAGCAGGAGAAGAUACGCCUAGGACUGGUGGCACCACCUGAGCCCAAGCUGCGCAUCUCAAACCUGAUGCGUGUUCUUGGCUCGGAGGCAGUACAGGACCCCACAAAGAUGGAGCAGCAUGUACGAGAGCAGAUGGCCAAGCGGCAAAAGGCGCACGAGGAUGCAAACAAUGCUCGCAAGUUAACCAGCGAGCAGAAGAGCGAGAAGAAGCAGCGCAAGCUGAGAGAGGACACCAGCUGUGGGGUGCAUGUAAGCGUCUAUCGCAUCCGUGAUUUGCAGGACAACCAGAGCAAGAAGUUCAAGGUGGAGACGAAUGCCAAGCAGCUGCAAAUGACCGGCAGUGUGGUCCUGUUCCGUGAUUGCUGCGUCGUCGUCGUGGAGGGUGGUCCCAAGCAACAGAAGAAGUACAGACGCCUUAUGCUGCAUCGCAUUAAGUGGGAGGAGGACCUGGCCAAGGGCAAUGACGGCCAGGAUGUGCCCAAUUCGUGUGUGCUAGUUUGGGAGGGCACCAGCCAACGACGCCACUUUGGCGAGAUCAAAUUCAAGAUAUUCCCCAUGGAGAAAAUGGCUCGCGAAUUCUUUCAGAAGCACCAAGUGGAGCACUACUGGGAUCUGGCCUACUCCGGGGCUGUGCUGGAGGCCUCCUCGGAUCAGCAGUAGAAGCAUUUUAGCAAUUUAAGUUCAACAACGACGGAAGCGUACUAAAAUUACAUUUUUCGAAAGGAAACAAGUCUGAAUUGAACAAAUGUUUUGGAAAACGCGCAGCAGACACAUUGGAUGUGUUACCUCUUUCGGAGUCUUUCGAAAAACCUUUGGAAGUGCAAAAAUACAUAAAAUAAACAGUGUUUUCAGAGCCAAA
This is a messenger RNA of Drosophila serrata, 2181 nucleotides long. It is a transcript of the gene Prp3, whose product is annotated as pre-mRNA processing factor 3. Gene Ontology annotation, biological process: mRNA splicing, via spliceosome. Gene Ontology annotation, cellular component: U4/U6 x U5 tri-snRNP complex. The record is from RefSeq and is a predicted model, not a curated record. NCBI's taxonomy places the organism in Eukaryota, Metazoa, Arthropoda, Insecta, Diptera, Drosophilidae.